GGCCUUAUGAUUGAUGGGCCUUUGUUUAAACAAAAUUACAAUUAUUAAACAAACAACUAAUAAGGGCGUCGUUCUCGUUUCUAACUCUCUCUUCGUUUGCAUCGCCAUUCAAUUCGCUAGCUUUGCAAUUCCAUAACCCUUCUUAUGGCUGCAUGUGGUUUUGGGGCUUCUGGCCUUAAAUUAACAAACUUGAAUUUAGGUUCCAGUAAGCCCAAAUUGAAUGUAUUGCACAAUCUGAGAACUAAGAAAGUGGUUCAAAGUGAUGGGUUGCUAUUAACCGCGAAAUCAAAGCAGACUUUCGGUUGCCGGUGUUCGACUGUUGAAGCUGAAACUGCAGCAGCAGCAGCUAUUCCCAAUUCAGAUGAUAGUUCAAGAAAGAUCGUUUCUUCAGAAACUGCAAGUCCAUUGAUUCCAAACUCAUAUGAGGUAGAGUCUCUCCUUACAGAAAUAUGUGAUACAACCUCCAUUGCAGAAGUUGACCUAAAACUCGGUGGGUUUCGUUUAUAUGUGAAGAGAGACUUGACGGGGCAAAGUACAACUUCAUUGCCUCCAGUAUCCAAUCCUGUCAGUGUUCAGUCAACUGUUGAAGUGGCUGAGUCAAAUGGCUCAGCCUCGUCACCAUCAUUAGCCAUCACGAAAACUUCACCUCUCUCAGAUGGAAUUCAGACGAUGAUUGAUAAAGCUGCGGAUGAAGGCUUGGUGAUAAUUCAAUCUCCUAGGGUUGGCUACUUCAGAAGAUCUCGAACCAUUAAGGGAAAGCGUGCACCUCCAUCCUGUAAAGAAAAGCAACAAGUGAAGGAGGGACAAGUAGUUUGCUUUAUUGAGCAGCUUGGAGGCGAGCUCCCUGUUGAGUCUGAUUUAACUGGAGAAGUUAUCAAGAUACUCCGAGAAGACGGGGAUCCUGUUGGAUAUGGUGACCCUCUAAUCUCAGUCCUUCCUUCUUUCCCUGGAAUAAAGAAGCUUCAAUAGAUGUUCUUGUAGCAUAUGCCUUCUGGCCCGAGUUCAUUUUUUCGAGAGAAUACUCAAGUUGAAAUUUUUUGAUUGCCUUUGUCAAACCUGCGGAAUUUUAUUUAACCUUGUUUAUUUGUUUCAAAUAUCUAACUCCAAUCUGCACCUACAAUUAUGAAGAAACCAGAAUCUACACUCUUUCGUUUGCAA
This is a messenger RNA of Lycium barbarum (goji berry), 1158 nucleotides long. RefSeq lists its product as uncharacterized. NCBI's taxonomy places the organism in Eukaryota, Viridiplantae, Streptophyta, Magnoliopsida, Solanales, Solanaceae. The transcript is spliced from 9 exons. The coding region runs from base 145 to 969 and encodes 274 amino acids. The record is from RefSeq and is a predicted model, not a curated record.